Molecule: messenger RNA, 1010 nt
Organism: Cantharellus anzutake
Lineage: Eukaryota; Fungi; Basidiomycota; Agaricomycetes; Cantharellales; Hydnaceae
Exons: 6
Coding region: 200-913 (237 amino acids)
Source: RefSeq, a predicted model, not a curated record
UCUUAAUCUCGGAGAGAAACUGGACACUACCCAAGCUGCGGCGAAGCAGACGGACCUGGAUCUCGUUGCGGCCAAGUCUCGCGUAGCAGAUCUGGAGCAGAAGUUGAACAAAGAUCAACGCUCUAUUAUUGCAACUGAGAAUCAAUUCAGAGACCAAUUGACGGAGCGCAAUACGCUUUUGCUGACGAUUUAUCAAUACAUGGACAAGAUACUUGGCGUAGACAAGACACCGAAGGGCACUUCCGCCGAGACAAAACCUUUUACUAAUUUCGCAAUAUUCCAUGACAACAUCAUCUCGCGCUUGAAGUCAUUAAGCCAGAUCCAAACUGACGUCCAAAAGCGCGUGAAGGAGGCCGAGACGCGCUUGACGGAGAGGACCAAUGAACUCAGGAAACAACUCGACCAUCGGUGGAAGCAGGUCGACCGUUUUGAAUCUCGUGUCCAAAGUCUGAGCGAUGCCAAGCAAGGCUGGCGUCGUAAGUACAAUGCCAAAGAAGGCGAGCUGGAAUCUUUGAAGAGUCAAAAUAUCGAGCUGGGCAGCCAGAUAUCUGCUCUUAAACGAGCACCGAGGGGGACGAAUGAUACGGAGAUCCGUGCCGCCAACGCGCGGGCAGCUGAAGCUGAUCGCCGCGCCGCUGCGGCAGAGUCAAGGCGGAACCAGGACCAGGACAGGAUAUCAGAUCUUCUUGAGCGAGAAUUGAAAUGGGAGGCUCGCGUUCGUGAAUAUGAACGGAUGCUCAAGGAAGCUAGGGAGGCGCUCAAGAGAGAGAAGCAAGGCGGAAAGGAAAAUGUUGCUCAGCACGAGAGACAGAUGGCGGAACAAAUCGCCAAGAUGGAGAAGCGGUUCGGUGUGCUCAGAGACAUGAAGGACAUGAUGGACGACGCCGCCAAACCCACAAGAGGGAAGGAUUAGUGGGCAUAUUUCUAUAAGCCUGGGUUCGGGACGUUUUCUCGCUCUUCAUACUGUAAAACAUCACUUAGUUGUAUAGUACACGCAUUGACCCAAUAAU